Molecule: messenger RNA, 1092 nt
Organism: Pochonia chlamydosporia 170
Lineage: Eukaryota; Fungi; Ascomycota; Sordariomycetes; Hypocreales; Clavicipitaceae
Product: serine-threonine protein kinase 19
Exons: 1
Coding region: 1-1092 (363 amino acids)
Biological process (GO): protein phosphorylation; positive regulation of Ras protein signal transduction
Molecular function (GO): protein serine/threonine kinase activity
Source: RefSeq, a predicted model, not a curated record
AUGCCACAAAACCUCCGCUCCAUCCUCGGCAAACCACGAAUAACAAAAUCAAAACCCGCCCAACAAUCAUCACAAUCCCCCCGAAGGAAGAAGACGCCCAAAUCCCAAGAUGAAGCCCUCUUCCCCGAGAAGUUUAGCGACUUAGGCGCCACGCCUAUCCUCACAGCACAUGAAGAACUCACACUCCGGGAUGUGCCUCAAGCGAUGCGGUACAUCCGGUCACACAUGUUUACGACUGUGCCAGCCACAGGAUUCACAUCCACGCGGACAGCGGACAUUUUAAACUACAGGAUAUCAAUACCGCCCAUCGUGACAAUGGGCCAUAUAAACGGGGUGUUGACGAGUUCACCUGGGAAAAUUGAGCGUGAAAUCGUCGAACUAGUCGGCAAGGGAAUUCUUCGUAAAGUCCGUGUCGAAAGGAGAGGCGGUAUGGGGGAGGCACUUAUCGAAAUGUCCGACCUGGAGGGUAUGCUAGCUAGGGCAGUUGACAAGAAGGAGAUAUCAGACGGGGCAAGGGUCAAGUUUCUCGAUGUUUUACGGGGGAGCACCACGGCACAGACGGUGGGUGAUUCGGCAACACUGUCGUCCAGUCAGGUAGAUGAGCUUGUGAGGGCAGGAUUCCUAACCAGCUCGACGGCCACGCCGGGGAGCACACUACACGUACGGCCGGAGGACCGCACGACGCUGACGUCCAUCCAGCACGUUUCGAGGUUUGCCUCGGGAACUGUUUCAGCCGUUGGCGGACAAAAUGCAAUCCACCUAGCGGGAGGGGGAGGCGGCGCGCCGGCGUUGACUCGCCGCGGCGAAGGGCUGGAUGGGUUCAGGAUCGCGGUGCCUGGCCACGGGCGGUAUCUCAAGCUGGCGGAUGGGGCGGUGGACUGGCUGCGCGAGGCGAUGGGCAAGACGAAAUGGGGGGAGGGCCCGGAGUCGUGGUUGAGGGAGAGGUUUGAGGGGAAUGGGCUGUACGGGACGAGGUGGAAGGAGUUUUGGGGCGUGGAGUGGGAGUGGGUGCUUGGGCAGGCGGUUGGAUUGGGUGUUGUAGAGGUCUUUGAGACGGGGAGUGUUGGGAAGGGUGUGAGGGCGUUGGCAUGA